Messenger RNA from Belonocnema kinseyi, 549 nucleotides. RefSeq lists its product as uncharacterized. The coding region runs from base 1 to 549 and encodes 182 amino acids. The record is from RefSeq and is a predicted model, not a curated record. Lineage: Eukaryota; Metazoa; Arthropoda; Insecta; Hymenoptera; Cynipidae. The transcript has a single exon.
AUGGGACCUCAGACGGUAUUGGAACCUAGUAAAGAGUUACGCAUCAAAAAGUGGAUACUCGACAGAGCUCAGUUUGGCUUUCCAAUGCAUACUGAAGAAUUACAAAAUGCAGUACAAAAAGUUGAACAAGAAACUGGUCGAGCUAACCCAUUUGUAAACAAUAGGCCUGGUAAAAAGUGGAUGCAGUUAUUCCUCAAAAGACAUCCAGAAAUAGUAUUAAAACGUACUGAAAUGUUUUCUAAAGCAAGAGCUGCAGUAACUAAGAAAAAAAUUCGUGAAUGGGUCUCAGAAGCAAAAGAAUAUCUAACAAAAGAAGAAGCUUUAGACAUUCUUAAAGAUCCAAGCAGAAUGUAUAAUUUAGAUGAGACCGGUGUGCAAACUUGUCCAAAAACUGGUAAAGUACUGUGCUUGAAGGGGGAAAAAAAUAAUUAUUCAAUUGCUUCAAAACAAGAAAAGCAAUGCAUAACAAUGUUGUGCUGUUAUGCUGCUAGCGGGCAAGUAGUAGACCCUAUGGUUGUAUAUCCGAACAAAGGAUUGCUCGGGAUUUAA